UUCGCCUCCACCCCCACCCCCACAACCACAGAGAGAGAGAGAGAGUCCCUUCCCACCCCACCCCACUCUCCUCGCGCGCCCCCCGCUCCGGAGGGCGAUCUCGGGAGGAACGGCGGGCGUCCCGCGGCGAGUUGUAUUAUAUGGUUGUCGGCCGCGAUUUUGCUGUUAAUCUUGUCAAGUUGGUGAGUACCUGGAAGCUGCAAUGACUGAAAACACCCAGGGCAGUGUCCGGCGGGCCUUUGGAGACCUGACAAAUGUCCUUGGCAAGCGGCCAGCCUCAUGCGAUCUGGAGAAGAAUGCAGGUGGAGUCAAGAUUAGUCGGGUCGAAAAGGUCGCUGACCCUAGGAAAGAGUCUGAUGAAAAGGCAAAGGCCAAUGCUGGGGCAUCAGGAAACCUUUUUGAAGUUCUGGUUGAUGGUAUUGGCAAAGAGGACUUCACAAGGACUUCAAUUUUCCGUGGAGCCAAGGUUCAGCACAUGGCUGCUCAGGCAGCUGGGCUACUAUCCAAGGAUGAUGAUGACGCGAGGAAUCGUUGCGUAUCUUUGGAUUCUUCUGGCCUCAACGACAAGGCGGAGUCUUCCUUGGAAUCAGAGGGUGGCUGUGAAGGGGAAGAUGAUGAAGACACUGAUAGAAAUCAGAAUUCGCAGUCUUCAUUUGACGCUACAGCUCGUGAUGACAUGACAUGUACAAAUGUCCAGCAUCCUCCAAUGGAGGUUGGUGGCUUGGAAAAAUCAUGUGCUACAAAGUCUUGCACUUGCUCUUUCUGUCUUAAGGCUGCUUUUAUGUGGACUAAUCUCCAUUAUCAGGAUUACACGUAG
Molecule: messenger RNA, 817 nt
Organism: Triticum dicoccoides
Lineage: Eukaryota; Viridiplantae; Streptophyta; Magnoliopsida; Poales; Poaceae
Exons: 5
Coding region: 203-817 (204 amino acids)
Source: RefSeq, a predicted model, not a curated record